This is a messenger RNA of Harmonia axyridis, 1008 nucleotides long. RefSeq lists its product as uncharacterized. The coding region runs from base 558 to 887 and encodes 109 amino acids. Lineage: Eukaryota; Metazoa; Arthropoda; Insecta; Coleoptera; Coccinellidae. The record is from RefSeq and is a predicted model, not a curated record. The transcript has 2 exons.
CAAGGCAUUCCAAUGACCUGUCAAAUAUGGCGGCUGUAGGCCAAUGUUUAUAAACAUUGUUUUGUUGUCAUUGAGUUUUCAUAUUGUUCUGUUAUAAGUUGAUCUUAAAGUUGUGAGAUUUUUGUUUUCGUGACUGCAUCAAAUGAUUUUUAUAUUGUUCAGAGCUUAUUAGUGGUAUUCUCACGAAAAAAUGCCUUUGACAUGCCUUGUAGUUGAUUGUAGAAGUCGUUUCAACAGGGAUGAUGUAAAAUUCUUUUCAGUGCCUGCGGUUUUAAGCCACAGGUUUCUUACGGAUAAAAACGAAUUGUCUGAAAGGCGUAGGGCACUAUGGAUAGCAGCAAUUAAGAGGGACGAUCUUACUGAUUCGAAACUAAAGAAUCAGAGAGUCUGCAGUAAACAUUUUUAACUUGUAAGUGAUAUAGUUGAAAUCAACCUAAGUGGCCAAGUGUUAUAAUGAUAUUUACAUUAAAAGUAUUUUACACCAGUCUGAAUUGCCUCUAGGAAAACCUGCAGCUUUGGAAGAUGAAAAUCAUCCGGAUUGGGUUCCAUCACAGAAAAUGGGGCACAAAUCUCAUAGGAAACAGGCUGAUGUUGAGAGGAUAAGAAGAUUUGAUAAACAGAGGAAAUUGAGCAUUGAACACGCAGAUAUUGAUGUCGAACUUAAUUCAGAGGCCCCAGACCAUGGUAGUAACUUCGAUACUGGGGUUGCAUCUCAGACGGACAUUACUAUGGAAGAAUUAACUUUAAAAUUCGACCAAUUGAGUUUUGCCUCAAAAACGAUAGAAAGACUUGAAAAAAAAUUGACACAUCGCCAUUUGGUCUCAGAGACGAUCCUAGUAAUGAUAUCAAAUGGAUUUACUAUACAGGUUUUUCGUAUACUUUUGUAGAAGGUAUAUUAUAUAAGAUUAUAGAAGAUGAUAUUCCCACAACAAGUAUUACUGCUCUCAGUUCUUUCAAUCUGUUAAUAUUAACUCUAAUUAAGUUAAGAUUAAAUUUACAUUUUCGAGA